CGACAGUUUGCUGCUUUGAUAAUGCUUCUGAUGGAAGGAUUUUUGCCCCAUGAAGCAUGACUAUGCUGUAAUCCUGCAUUGUUGGAAAAGAAAGGAAGGGAGAGUGGAAUUGUGAAGGAAAACGGAAAAGGGUGGUCCUGAGGGACUGAAAAGCCUAUGGGAAGUGCAGGUAGCAGCAUGUUGCCCUGACAGCUGUUUCAGCUUCUCAGACCUUGUCAGUUUGCUGCUCUGUAGCAGGUGCAGCCUUUUCUUUUAUUGAAUCUUUACUCCAUAAAGGCAACAACAAGCCAAGGCAGUGGCUGGCUGGCCCUGGAUUAUACAAGUGUAGACACUACUAAGUGAGCUGGAAGAUACAAGUAAACGGAUAGGCUCAAGUGCCCACAUGAUCACCACAGCAAGGGUACCUGCUGAUAAACCUAUACGAAUUGCCUUCAGUCUAAAUGACUCUCCAGAUGAAACCCCAUCUGAGAAUCCCUUCCCUUUGGCUUUUCCAGAUCUAGAACAGCAGCUCCAGCCCCUGCCUCCUUGUCAUGACUCAAAGGAAUCUAUGCAGGUGUUCAAACAGCACUGCCAAAUAGCAGAAGAAUACUAUGAAGUCAAAAAGGAAAUUGCUCUUCUUGAAGAAAGAAAAAAGGAGCUGAUUGCUAGGUUGGAUCAAGCUGAGGAAGAGAGCAUGGAUGCUGCUCAGCUAGCAAAGGAGUAUUCAGACCUUACAGAAGAGAACCGGACACUGAAGUUGGCCCAGACACAAUGUGUUGAACAGCUGGAGAAGCUUAGAAUACAAUAUCAGAAGAGACAGGGAUCUUCGUAACUCUGAAUGGAUCUGUCUGGAUCAAUAAAAAUCUAGGGUCUUUUCAGUGUUGGGCAAUUGAUUUGUCUCCCCCCCCCCCAAAGGUUCCCACAAUAUGUUGGAACAUUUCACUUGCAGAAUAUGCAAAUGUCUAAAUUUGAUGUAAUGCUUGCCAGCCACUAGCUUAAUAUAAUGGAUAUUUUAUCUGUUAUAUUAUUUCGAGAAAAAUAAUUAGGGGCUUAUCUAUUCCAAUUAUUUGUUCUAAUGGAUUAGAUUUCUUUUACAUUUUUUUUUUUUCAAUUUAAGAAGGCACAUUCACUAGAAACUGAUAUGAAUAUUCUCUGGGAUGGAAAGCGGACCACACUAAAGCAUGUAGCAGGAGUACUGUACAUGGAACACUGGAUCAUUGCCCUGUUCUUUUCUAACCCGGAACAGAAUGUGGUAGAAAAUCUAGACCCUUUAUUUGGCAAUAUAUGCUACAGAAUGACUAUACACUGACCGAGAAAAAUUGGCAAUGAAGAUUUGUACAACUAUAAUACUGUAAGAAAAUGGGAAAAGGCAAAAAUAGCCUUGUAUCAUCUAAUCCCACACCAAUCUUAAAUUUACCCUUGGAAGUAAACCCCAUUGAUUUUAAUGAGCUUGUUGAGAAUCUGGGAUACCAGUCCUAAGGAAGAUGAACUCCUACUGAUAUUAGUAGGACUUACAUGGUGUUAUUAGUCUGCUCAGACGUCUACUGAAAUCUUUCUGUACAAGGAGGCACCCUCAGUUUUGAGUCAGUGUAUGCUGCCUUUUACCUGUGCUUCCAUGUAGUCAGCCAUUCGUGUGACUGUUGGUAUCAUGCACAGACUAAUUUUUUUACAUGCAAUCUCAUCUGUGGCCUUCCAGUAUGCUCAGCUACAAUAGUGGCUGACUUGACUGAAGAAGCUGCACGUAUGACUGCAUGAUUAAAGAUCACCGCAUUCCGAUAUGGUAAAAAAAACAACCCACAGCUGCCACAUGCAAACAGUGUUGUGAGAAACAGUUCAUGCAUAUACAUUUUAUUGAUUUUAUUAUUAUUUAUUUAGGACACAUUUAUACCACUUCUUCGGAGUCCUGCAGGAGGCUGCUUUCAAGUAAAAAGACCAUAAAAUGGUAAAAUCAUCUUCAAUUAUUCAUCACAAAACAAACAAUUAAAACAAGCCAGGAAUCUAAAAAUUACACAACAAUGUUAAUAAAACAGGCCUCUGACCAGAAGCAACCAUAAAACAGUGGAAAAGAUAAAACUACUUAGUUAAAAGGCUCGAUAAGAAGAAACGCUUCCUAAAGGAUAAGGAAAAAAAUGUUUUAAGAAGAAGAUAAAAAGAAAUGUUUUAAGUGGCACCUAAAAGACUGUAUGGUAGGCUCCAGGUGAGGGUAUUCCAAAGGUGAAAUGCCACCACUGAAAAAGCCUCAUCUCUAGUUGCCAUCAGCCUCAUUUCUGAAGGUGGGGGAACAGGGAACAGAGCGUGAGAGGGAAAUUUUACCUGGUGAGAGGGACUAUAUCCAUAUUGUGUUCUGAAGGUGCUCCUCCCUCCCUCCCUCCCUCCCUCCCUCUCUCUCUUUCUGCAAUUUACAGUGCAAUCUUAAACACAGUUGUACCUAAUAACUUCAUGGACUUAGAAGGAUUUAACUUUAUUUAGGACUAGGAAGCAGGCCCGUUGUAGCAGUGAAGACAAUGGGCGCUAGCUCGGCCGCUUGGCACCCCCCCUUCCCACUGCCCUCCCAGCCGCCUGAGUCCCUGGCGGGCCACGGCUGCCAGAACCCCCCCCCCCCGGCUGCCUGAGGGGCUGCCGGGCCAAGGUAGGCGGCCUCGUUUCUGCCACCACAGCCAUGCGAUGGAGGCGGCGGCGGGCCAAGGCAACUGGGCUUGUCCCUCUCCCCCGGCUGCUCGAGGGACCAGCGGGUCAAGGUGCCCGGCCUUGUCCUCCCCACUGCCCGCUCAAUGUAGUGGUGUGGGUGCAUCAGGGAGGGAGGGCGUGGUGCUGCAGCUGGCUGCCUGACAGCAGUGGUCAUAGGUGGAGUGGUGGGGGGAGGAAGGCAGUGUGGGUCCCGUUUGCGCGGUGGCAGCAUGAUGCAUGGCUCGCCAGCUCCGACUGAGUGCCGCACAUCAUGUUGGAGCGGUGGCGAGCAAGGGAGUUCUUGUGGGAGCUGCAGCGUGAGAAAGCCAAGUGGGGUACGAGGGCUGGGUCCGCGCUGUCGGCUCCCUGGCAAGCUCCCCGGCUCGAGGGGUGGUGGAAGGGGUCAGCACAGUCUCCAUGGGCAGCUGGGCAGCGUCAGGGCCACCUCGAACACUCCAUGGGCCAGAGGGGCACCAGUCCCUGUGCGGGCAUAGGCCGGGUGGCGAGGCAGUUGGUGGCAAGAGCAUCCAUCCCGCCCAGCAGCUCCCUGGAGACUGAGGGCGAGUCGCUGCCCGGUGGGUCUGUGGGCGGGACGGAGUCAACGGAGGGAGGCAAUGCAGGCAGGGGAUUGGCCCUCCUCCUGAGCGACAGACCCAGGACCCAAAGGCUGGGAAGGCGUGUGGAACGUCUCACACAAAAACUCCUUUAUUAUAAGGAGAGAUUGCAUUGUUAUAUAAUGCUAAAUAUGAGGUUUAUGCAGUGGGUACAAUCUAAUGCUUCACUGGGGAUGGACUGAGGAUGGGUGAGGUAUCUCUGUGUGGGGUGCAUGGACAUAUUUAAGAUCGACUGUGCAAUCCUAAAUAGUUAGUCCAGUCUAAGCCCAUUGAUUUCAGUCAUGUUAGCCUGGAUUAACUUUGCAUAGGAUUGCACUGUAAAUUGCCAAAACCAAUGUGCCUUAUGACUGUUCGUUGUGAUUACUUUUAUAUAUCAUAAUGACCUGAAAUUAUAAAUCUACAGACAUGCCAUUUUUAAUUUCUUUUUGUU
Molecule: messenger RNA, 3690 nt
Organism: Gekko japonicus
Lineage: Eukaryota; Metazoa; Chordata; Lepidosauria; Squamata; Gekkonidae
Gene: MAP3K7CL
Product: MAP3K7 C-terminal like
Exons: 5
Coding region: 383-811 (142 amino acids)
Cellular component (GO): nucleus; cytosol
Source: RefSeq, a predicted model, not a curated record